Molecule: messenger RNA, 786 nt
Organism: Symbiodinium sp. CCMP2592
Lineage: Eukaryota; Dinophyceae; Suessiales; Symbiodiniaceae
Source: the annotation of a GenBank genome assembly
AUGAAGAAAGGCUUCUUGCUGCCGAAAAAUGAUGCGAAGACCGAGAAACCCAAGAAGACGCGGCCACCCGAGAAGACCGAAAAGGAUGAUGCUCUUCAACAGCCGGCGGUCUCGAGCUCAGCCGCCGCCGAGGUUCCGAAGAUCUAUACCCAACCAGAGAUCAACCACUUCGUGAAGCAGCUGGAGGUUAUGAGACGUUGGGGAUCCGACGACUUCACCUAUAUCACGGAAUCGGGAGAAAUCUUCCGCAAAGGAGAUCUGGAAGAGAUUGUUCGUGUUUGGGAAGGGGCUCCCGUAGGCGGCCCUGGAAUUCCAGGGCAUGGCGAACGACCCCAUGCGAGUGAAGCUGGAUCGGGAGAAGCCGAGAACGACCCGGCGAAGUUCGGGCGGCUUCUGAACACCGCUAUGAGGGCGGGGGCUGCUGCUGGCGGAGUGGCUGGGCAGGGCUUUUCGGACACCUUCCUGCAGGACACUCAGCAGACGGAGGCCACGAUCGACGCGCAAGAGGAGCAGGACCUGAUGAAAGAACUCGAGUCUCAGCUCUACGGCUGCGAGAUGGACAUCUCCUCCCAGGACGCCCAGCCGACCCAGUACGAUCUGCCACCUGCUGACUUGCAGACAGAAGGUGAGUUGCAGCACUUGCCUCUUUGGGUAUUCUUGACUCUUUUUGAGGCCAGGUCCUCCAUGGACCUUUUCCAGUCCAACCGCGUUUUUGACACCGGAUCGUUACACCGUCAUCGGUACUGCGUGAUCUGCGAGGCGAACCGUUUCGAGCCGCCUCCUUGA